Molecule: messenger RNA, 1225 nt
Organism: Dendrobium catenatum
Lineage: Eukaryota; Viridiplantae; Streptophyta; Magnoliopsida; Asparagales; Orchidaceae
Product: protein RER1B-like
Exons: 3
Coding region: 219-800 (193 amino acids)
Biological process (GO): retrograde vesicle-mediated transport, Golgi to endoplasmic reticulum; protein retention in ER lumen
Cellular component (GO): Golgi membrane
Source: RefSeq, a predicted model, not a curated record
CCGGCAUAUCACUCUGCGAUUCUGCGCCCCGAAGGCCCCAAAACUUAGCGCUAAAUGGAUUCUAUGCCGUAAGCCUUGUCCUCACCAAUUGACCCGAUCUAUUUGAUCAUUUGAGAAUCUGAAUUGGUAGAUAUUGCAUCUGCAGAUCGAGUUAUUGCCCGAUGUUUGGAUCGUUCUCUUGUUUAGAUUAGAUCUAGAGUAUCAAGCCCUAGCUCCUGAUGGAAGGAGCACUGGGCGGAGACCCAGGUGAACCGACUAACCUGGCGAAAUGGAAGAGCGAUUUCUCCAGGUCGUUUCAGUUCUACCUCGACCGCUCCACUCCUCAUCCGGUUAGCAGAUGGCUGGGGACGCUCGGUAUUGUUGCGAUCUAUUCUUUGCGGGUUUAUUUGAUUCAGGGGUUCUACAUCGUUACAUAUGGCCUCGGGAUCUAUUUGCUGAAUCUACUGAUAGGGUUUCUGUCUCCAAUUGUUGAUCCGGUGAUCGAGGGCAUGGAAGGAGCAUCUCUUCCAACCAGAGUUUCGGAUGAGUUCAAGCCCUUCAUUCGACGCCUUCCAGAGUUUAAGUUCUGGUACGCCAUAACAAAAGCAUUCUGCAUAGCCUUUGUUAUGACCUUCUUUUCAGUUUUUGAUGUUCCUGUGUUCUGGCCGAUACUUCUUUGUUAUUGGAUAGUUCUUUUCUUCUUGACAAUGAAGCGGCAGAUUAUGCACAUGAUCAAGUAUAAGUACAUCCCAUUCACCACAGGGAAGCAGAAGUACACUGGGAAGAAAGCUACAACAAGCAGCAGUUUGUUCCAGGACUGAUCCCAGGCAUGCUCGUCAACACCCGAGUAUGGUUAUCAAUAAAAGGGACACGAAGAUCUCUUGUUUCAGGAUUCUCUAUGGAAUGUGCCCUAUUUUGUUCUAAGACUAGAAGGAAACAAGCAACCGCACAACUCUUUUUGGUUACCUAGCAAGUAAGGGAUGGCCCUUCUGCGAGAUAGGAAAACUGUUAUAUUCUUUUUUGGUUUUUUUCAUGAAGUGUGUCUUCAUAGAUAUUAUAUCUAUAUUUACUUUAAUUUUUGACAAGUAUUGAGCUAAGAAUGUUUCUUGUGAUUUAUGUGAGGUUAUGAAGAAAACAUUUGGUUUCAGUGCCAUUAUGUUAGUGUGGGCUACGGUCAUGUAUUGAUCUGUAAUAUUUAAUGUCUAAUGAAACGUCUGAUGAUAUCAACAGGUAUUGAGCUCAACUA